CUGAAUGAUUAAGCCAAGCUUCUCAUAACAUUUCACUAGCGGGUAGGGCCAUGACAGACUGCUAACAACAAAGUGAAUUCUGCUUUGAAAAAACAGAAAAAAAAUGGGAAAAGGAGAAAGCGAUGAUUCCGAAGAUAUGCAAAGAAAAGAAAAAGCGAAGAUUCAACUCAAAAGAAAUAUAGGUUAUUUUGAUGGGGUAAGUUUUAUUAUAGGAACAAUUGUUGGGGCAGGUAUCUUUGUGUCUCCCACAGGGGUGUUAAAGCAUUCCUUACUCAAUGUUGGCAUCGCACUAAUAAUCUGGACUGCAUCUGGGCUGGUUUCUCUGAUGGGUUCCCUCUGCUAUGCAGAACUUGGAACCUCUCUGCCCUUCUCUGGAGGAGAAUAUAGCCAUAUUAAAAGAGGCCUUGGAUCCCUCCCUGCCUUUGUGUUUAUCUGGACGUCAACAUUUACCAAACCAGCAUCAAAUGCUGCUCGAGCCUUGCUGUUUGCUGAAUACGCCACCCAGCCCUUCUAUGGCAUUUGCCCUCCACCAGAAGUGCUGAAAAAAUGCUUGGCCUUGGCUGUUCUCUGGUCCCUGGGGAUUUUGAAUGGCUGCAGUGUCAAAAUGGCUGCAUGGGUGCAGACAGUUUUCACUCUGCUGAAGAUGAUGGCCUUGUCUGUAAUUGCUGUCGGCGGCAUUGUUCUCCUCAUUACAAGGCAAAAGGAGAGUCUGGCCAGAUUUGAGGACUUGUUCAGCUCAGAGAUCCCCAACGCUUCACAGGUUGCUGAAGCCUUCUUCCAAGGACUGUACGCAUAUGGAGGCUGGUGGUCCCUCAAUUAUAUGGCAGAAGAGAUGAAAAACCCCAGCAGAAAUAUCCCAUUAACUGUGAUGACUGCGGUUCCUGCAGUAAUUGUUUUUUAUUUACUGGUGAACAUCUCAUAUCUGACUGUCCUCACACCUAAGGAAAUUGUUUCCUCAGUUGCUGUGGCAGUCACUUGGGCUGAUCGAGUUAUCCCCUCUGUGGCCUGGAUCAUUCCUCUCUGUGUUGCUGUCUCAAUAUUUGGUGCCCUCAACAGCAGCAUGUUCACACUAGGUCGAUUAAGCUAUGCUGGAAGUCAGUCAGGACAUUUACCUGUUUUAAUAUCCAUGCUUAAUGUCCACUCCUGUACUCCAGCACCAGCCAUGAUUUUUUCAACCACCAUUGCAUCCAUUUUUAUCAUCCCCUCUGACCUUAUUAUGUUAACAAAUUACUUUGGAUUUUCUGCCUGGCUUAUGAUUGGACUGACUUGUGCAAGCCUGAUUGUACUUCGAUACCGGGAACCUCAUCUACAUCGACCAUACAAAGUGUUUCUGCCAGUUCCAUUUGUGAUGGUGGCAGUGUCUUUCUUCCUAGUUUCAGCUCCCAUAGUCUGGUCUCCCAAUCUGCAAUAUAUUUACGCUUUCUUGUUUAUGCUGGGAAGUCUUAUUGUUUAUCUGCCUUUUAUACAUUUUAAAUUGCAUUUUGCAUUUCUUGAUAAAAUUACUUGUCACUUACAGCUGCUGUUAGAAGUCUCUCCUGCUGAUGGAUCUGCUGAGGGCAAAUGUGAAUAAUGGCAGAUGUUGAAUCCUGGCACAACUAAGAGCCAACACAGGAUUUUGUUUAACUGAGAGUGUAAACAGUACAAGUUAGAUGUUAGGUGUGAAAAACAGGUGUUCAUGCAUGUAUAGAUAUAUACAUACAUAGAUGAAUAUACAUA
This is a messenger RNA of Manacus vitellinus (golden-collared manakin), 1716 nucleotides long. RefSeq names its product solute carrier family 7 member 13 (gene SLC7A13). Gene Ontology annotation, cellular component: membrane. Gene Ontology annotation, biological process: amino acid transmembrane transport. The record is from RefSeq and is a predicted model, not a curated record. The coding region runs from base 104 to 1570 and encodes 488 amino acids. Gene Ontology annotation, molecular function: L-amino acid transmembrane transporter activity. The transcript has 4 exons. Lineage: Eukaryota; Metazoa; Chordata; Aves; Passeriformes; Pipridae.